Molecule: messenger RNA, 1068 nt
Organism: Symbiodinium pilosum
Lineage: Eukaryota; Dinophyceae; Suessiales; Symbiodiniaceae
Source: the annotation of a GenBank genome assembly
AUGGGUACCGCGUGUGGCUGCUUCGCCGGCUUAACCAGUGAGGUUUCUGCCAAGGCGUCAGACCCGCCACUGUUAGCAGGCGUGCCAGCCAUUUCGAGUUCAGAUGGCAGACAGGGCAGCCAGACGUCUUCAAAGCCAGCGGCAGACGAGAAAGGAUACGAUCUUCUUGAGGACAUCAAGACAUGGAAGCCCGGGAUUGGAGGCAUUGUCGACAUCUCCCCGGACAGCUCCUCCAGCGUGUUGUUGAAGCCGCCGGAUGAGAUUGACAAGGAAGCACGGGCACCUGCGGAUGGCGCGGAGGUUAGUCUCGACGUGGAAGUGCUGGAAGUGCGUGAGUCUUCUCUGGAGACUCGCCUGGCUUGUCGCGGCCUUCGUACGGCUUCAGGGAGUGGUGAAGUUCGGCUACCAGAAGAGUUGGAGCUUGCUAUACCACACUUGAAGAAGCCGGCGGGGACGUUCAUUAUCUUGUGCGACUCCUUCUGCCAGUUUGGAGCUUUGCCGGAGACUGGCGUAUGGCAAGCUCUGGCUCCAUGUUUCGGCAAGAAGGUGAUCCUCAGAAUCGAACUUGUGGAAGUUCAAGAUCUUUGUCUUGCCACGCUCGAGGGCCACGAGCGUCUAGAAUAUGCAAAAGGACGUAAAGAUGCAGGAUCCAAGUUUUUCAAGCGAGAGAAGUUCGAGCCAGCCCUUGAGCGAUACAGCCUUGCUGCAGAGAUGCUGACCCACCGUGAUGACAUCAAGGACAACGCGCUGUGGGCACAGGCGCAGGAGGUUCGGGCAUUGUCAGAGUUGAAUGCGGCUGCUUGCCUGCUGAAGUUGGAGAAAUGGAGGGAAGCAGAGGCUGUCUGCAACGCUAUCCUCCGAGCCAGCCCAGACAAUGAGAAGGCAUUGUUUCGACGCGCAAAAGCAUUGCUGGCUUUGGGUGAUGCAGCGAGGGCAGGGGUUGAUUUGCGCAGGGUGCUGGAGGUGAACUCUAGCAACGCAGAGGCAAAGCAGCUGCUGCAGAAGGCUCGCCAGGAAGGGAAGGGAACGGAGAAGGAGAAAAAAGUCUACGCGAAGAUGCUCAAGUGA